This is a messenger RNA of Falco peregrinus (peregrine falcon), 2382 nucleotides long. RefSeq names its product flavin-containing monooxygenase 5-like. Lineage: Eukaryota; Metazoa; Chordata; Aves; Falconiformes; Falconidae. The record is from RefSeq and is a predicted model, not a curated record. The coding region runs from base 383 to 1978 and encodes 531 amino acids. The transcript has 10 exons. Gene Ontology annotation, molecular function: NADP binding; N,N-dimethylaniline monooxygenase activity; flavin adenine dinucleotide binding.
GCAGAGGUUUCAUACCACAGUGGUUGGGUUGAGGGCUGGGGUAAAGUCUCCUGUACCUGUUGCCCCUGGACAGUCCCUGCUGAACUUAGAAAAGAGCCAGAAGCCAGCUGAGAGCGGAGCAGGGAGGGUGGCACUGCCAGUGCUGCCCCCUCGCCAUCCCCGUGCCAAUCCCCUUGCCCGUGUCCAUGCCACAAGGGCCAGCUGCGUCUCUGCCUCUCCUGCAGCCCCGUGUCCCUACGGUGUCCCAGCACGGGGGCUCCCAGCAAGGCGCCUGCGGUGGCUCCUUACACCACCAUCCCAGGCUGUAGCAAGAGCUGCUGCCGGAAGAGCCAAGCAGGCAGCUGGGAGCCAGCCAGGCAAAGACCCCGUGGCGGAGGGCAGCAUGGCGAAGAGAGUGGCCAUCAUUGGAGGGGGCAGCAGCGGGCUGUGCGCCAUCAAAGCCUGCCUGCAAGAGGGGCUGGAACCCGUCUGCUUCGAGAGGACAGGGGACAUCGGGGGGCUCUGGAGGUUUGAGGAGCACCCCGAGGAGGGCCGUGCCAGCAUCUAUCGCUCCGUCAUCAUCAACACCUCCAAGGAGAUGAUGUGCUUCAGUGACUUCCCCAUCCCCGACGACUUCCCCAACUACAUGCACAACUCCAAGAUCAUGGAAUACUUCCGCAUGUACGCCCGGCACUUCGACCUGCUCCGCCACAUUCGCUUCAGGACCAGCGUGUGCCGGGUGUCCAAGCACCCCGACUUCGCCACCACGGGCCAGUGGGACGUGGUGACGGAGCGUGAUGGGAAGCAGGAGGCGGCCGUCUUUGACGCUGUGCUGGUGUGCACCGGGCACCACACGGAGGCACAUCUCCCGCUGAACACCUUCCCAGGAAUCGAGAAGUUCAAGGGCUUCUACCUCCACAGCCGAGACUACAAGGACGCUUGGGCUUUCACUGACAAGAGGGUCAUUGUCAUCGGGAUCGGGAAUUCAGGGUCGGACCUGGCCGUGGAGAUCAGCCACACGGCCAAGCAGGUCUUCCUCAGCACCCGCCGGGGGGCAUGGAUCCUCAACCGCGUUGGAGAUCAGGGCUACCCCAUCGAUGUCAUCUUCACCACCCGCAUGAAGGCAUUCCUGAAGAAGCUGCUGAGCCCGUCCAUAGUGUGCCACCUUGCCGAGAACCAGCUGAACGCCAGAUUUGACCACUCGCACUAUGGCCUGAAGCCAAAGCACAGGAUCUUUAACCAGCACCCGACCGUCAAUGACGACCUGCCCAACCGCAUCAUUUCGGGCAGGGUGCAGGUGAAGCCCAACGUUCAGGAGUUCACGGAGACAUCUGCCAUCUUUGAGGAUGGCACCAGGGAAGACAUUGAUGCAGUGGUCUUUGCCACGGGGUACAGCUUCUCCUUCCCCUUCCUCGAGGGUUGCGUGAAGGUGGUGGAGAACCAGAUCCCCCUCUACAAAUUCAUGUUCCCGCCGGACCUGGAGAAGCCGACGCUGGCUUUCAUUGGCCUCAUCCAGCCCCUGGGUGCCAUCAUGCCCAUCUCGGAGCUUCAGUGUCGCUGGGCCACCCGCGUCUUCAAGGGGCUGAACAAGCUUCCCCCACGGCACGACAUGGAGGCUGACAUCAAGAAGAAGAGAGAAGCGAUGGCGAAGGAGUACGUGAAGAGCCAGCGGCACACCAUCCAGGUGGAUUACAUCCCUUACAUGGACGAGCUCGCCUGCCAGGUGGGGGUCAAGCCCAACCUGCUCGCCCUCUUCCUCACCGACCCCAAGCUGGCGCUGGAGGUGGCCUUCGGGCCCUGCACGCCAUACCAGUACCGCCUGCGGGGCCCGGGCGGGUGGGAAGGUGCCAGGGCGGCCAUCCUCACCCAGCGACAGCGCAUCAUCAAGCCCCUGCAGACACGGCACGUGGAAGACCACCCCUCCGCCCCUGCCGUGCCCCUCAUUUUCAAGCUGGUCGGGGCUGUGGCCGUCCUUGCCUUUGUUUUUGCUUACUUGUAGGUGCCCUACAAGCGCGGGAAGGGAGGCUCUGCAAUGUGCUGAGGGGCCUGGCUGGCCACCCCCUGUCCCAUGACAGCCUGGGAACCAUGGCAAGAGCCCUCCUUCUGCCUGGCACGUCCCCGCCGUGGCCACACCAUGAGCUUGGGAUGCACAGAGUCUCCCCAGCUGCUGGAAUAAUGCCUCAGUGCCUGCUCUGCACCUCCCUGGGGAGCUGCUGCCAGGGCCAGAGGAGGAAAUGCUCUCACACGAGUAAAAUCCAGUCCCUCUCAGCCAGAGCUUUUGACCCAGCAGUAACACACUGGGCUUUUCUGUCACCUCUAACCCAGCCAUGCCACCCCUGGCCCAUUCACACAAUAGCUAAAUAGCACAGCAGACUUCCUAACUGGAUAAAUGUGUUAAACAGA